AUGGCUACUGCAACGCUUACAGCAGAGAUGUUGGAGAAGUUAAUGCGAACUGUGGCAGAGGCAAACAUCAAAGUAAGUUCGUUUGCAAACUGCAGCGCGCGCUACAGCGGAGAAGGUGAUGCAACGAAGGUGGAGGAGUUUAUAUCGGCCAUAACCACUUUCAAGAUGGUAGAAAAUGUGAGUGAUGAGAACGCAAUUAACGGGAUGCCGAUGCUUCUACUGGGUGAUGCUUCAGAAUGGUGGGCUGGAGUAAAAGGUAAGGCAAAGAAAUUUGAUGACGUCGUGAAGAUGCUGCGGGACUCGUUCUGUCCUCCGAAACCAGCAUGGCGAAUAUAUGCUGAGAUCAUGGAGGGUAAGCAACAGAGAGGCGAAGCUACCGACAGUUUUAUUAGAAAGAAAAGAGCUCUAUUUGCGAAAUUGACAAAAUCACCAAGUGAAAAUGAUCAAAUCGAUAUCAUUUUUGGUAUGCUGAGCAUUGACAUCAGAGAUAGAGUGUUCCGGCACAAAGUUUCAAGCUUUGACGAUUUAUUAAAGGACGCUCGAGAGGCGGAAAAUGUCAUAGCAGAAAGACAAAAUAAUGACGGUGUUAAACCUAAAACAUCUGGAUCUGUCAGAUGUGCUUUUUGUCACAGAAAAGGGCACAAGGUAGAAGACUGCUUCAAAAAGAAACAUGUUGAAGACGAAGGACGAAGGAAUGCGAUUUCGACCGCCCGUGAGAAUACGUCUAAACCUAAGAUAGCAUGUUAUGGUUGCAACGCUCCGGGUGUAGUGCGUGCAAACUGUCCAAAUUGCAAAUCUAAAAAGGAUGGCACAAAUGAUCAGAAUGUUGCCUACUUCAAUAGGAUAUGUAGUGACUUGGUUCAGUCAAUAUAA
Messenger RNA from Musca vetustissima, 873 nucleotides. Its product is annotated as activity-regulated cytoskeleton associated protein 2-like. The transcript has a single exon. The record is from RefSeq and is a predicted model, not a curated record. The coding region runs from base 1 to 873 and encodes 290 amino acids. NCBI's taxonomy places the organism in Eukaryota, Metazoa, Arthropoda, Insecta, Diptera, Muscidae.